Trypanosoma brucei brucei TREU927 is the source of this 618-nucleotide messenger RNA. RefSeq lists its product as hypothetical. The record is from RefSeq and is a predicted model, not a curated record. Bases 1 to 618 code for a protein of 205 amino acids. The transcript has a single exon. NCBI's taxonomy places the organism in Eukaryota, Euglenozoa, Kinetoplastea, Trypanosomatida, Trypanosomatidae.
AUGUCUCUAGGGAGUGCGCUUGCGCCAACCCACAAUGUAUUGGUAUGCCAUUCGCCAGAGCUACCGCCGCAGCAAGUGCGUUGUGUAGCUGAAUGCUACGGUGUAGUGUUGGAUAUUUCCUCGUACCACCUCGUUGACAACACCGAUCUUGUUAGCAUCGUACAAUAUCGCGAUCCAGAGAGCGUCGUGCUGUGCUACGAGUCUCUGAAAGCUCACAUGUCGCAAAAGGGGUCUCCAGUCAAGAAGGUUGCCUGGGUCCAUGCGAAGGCCACAUCAGAGAUAUUACAUAAGUCGUAUAUUCGGUGCCCGUAUAAGGAGGAAGAUACAGCUCCGACCAACCAUGCACACGGGUUUUUAGUGGCCUACCUUGGCGAGUUGGAAGACACCGUUCGCUCUCAGUUUCUUUGCUCGGUGAAAGCCGACACAAAUGCGGUGGACUUCUUCGUGGAUACAGAAUAUAAAGGGAGGUGUUUUCUCCACUAUCCUACUGUUGAGGCAGCUGAGGAGACACGUCGCGGCUUUUCCAUGUGUCAUCCCAGCUUGAGGAGGGCAAUCCACCACUGUGACGAGGCUGAUUAUUUUAAUGCGAGGAAGAAACAACUGCAAGUGGACAGAUGA